Molecule: messenger RNA, 2908 nt
Organism: Felis catus (domestic cat)
Lineage: Eukaryota; Metazoa; Chordata; Mammalia; Carnivora; Felidae
Gene: CNOT2
Product: CCR4-NOT transcription complex subunit 2
Exons: 16
Coding region: 229-1851 (540 amino acids)
Biological process (GO): regulation of stem cell population maintenance; nuclear-transcribed mRNA poly(A) tail shortening; regulation of DNA-templated transcription
Cellular component (GO): CCR4-NOT core complex; P-body
Source: RefSeq, a predicted model, not a curated record
UCCGCCGCCGCUUUGAGUGAAGCCGGAACGACGGGGGUCACGGCGGGGGUCAGAGGGUAAAGGUCUUGCUCCCAGCAGCCUCCGCGGUGGAUACGUCGCCAUCUUGGAUCCGCGGGACAAGAAAAUUCAUGCGAGGGAGAACUGGUGGGCGGUCCUUCCUGUGACACGACCCUUGAGUGACAGUUCUAUUUGAUUGCCUCCAGUACUGUGAGGAAAGGACACGACUCUAUGGUGAGGACUGAUGGACAUACAUUAUCUGAGAAAAGAAACUACCAGGUGACAAACAGCAUGUUUGGUGCUUCAAGAAAGAAGUUUGUAGAGGGGGUCGACAGUGACUACCAUGAUGAAAACAUGUACUACAGCCAGUCUUCUAUGUUUCCACAUCGGUCAGAAAAAGAUAUGCUGGCAUCACCAUCUACGUCAGGUCAGCUGUCUCAGUUUGGGGCAAGUUUAUACGGGCAACAAAGUGCACUAGGCCUUCCAAUGAGGGGGAUGAGCAACAAUACCCCUCAGUUAAAUCGCAGCUUAUCACAAGGCACUCAGUUACCGAGCCACGUCACGCCAACAACAGGGGUACCAACAAUGUCACUUCACACGCCUCCAUCUCCAAGCAGGGGUAUUUUGCCUAUGAAUCCUAGGAAUAUGAUGAACCACUCCCAGGUUGGUCAGGGCAUUGGAAUUCCUAGCAGGACAAAUAGCAUGAGCAGUUCAGGGUUAGGUAGCCCCAACAGAAGCUCGCCAAGCAUAAUAUGUAUGCCAAAGCAGCAGCCUUCUCGACAGCCUUUUACUGUGAACAGUAUGUCUGGAUUUGGAAUGAACAGGAAUCAGGCAUUUGGAAUGAAUAACUCCUUAUCAAGUAACAUUUUUAAUGGAACAGAUGGAAGCGAAAAUGUGACAGGAUUGGACCUUUCAGAUUUUCCAGCGUUAGCAGACCGAAACAGAAGAGAAGGAAGUGGUAACCCAACUCCAUUAAUAAACCCCUUGGCUGGAAGAGCUCCUUAUGUGGGAAUGGUAACAAAACCAGCAAAUGAGCAAUCCCAGGACUUCUCAAUACACAAUGAAGAUUUUCCAGCAUUACCUGGUUCCAGCUAUAAAGAUCCAACGUCAAGUAAUGAUGACAGUAAAUCUAAUUUGAAUACAUCUGGCAAGACAACUUCAAGUACAGAUGGACCCAAAUUCCCUGGAGAUAAAAGUUCAACAACGCAAAAUAAUAACCAGCAGAAAAAAGGGAUCCAGGUGUUACCUGAUGGUCGGGUUACUAACAUUCCUCAAGGGAUGGUGACGGACCAAUUUGGAAUGAUUGGCCUGUUAACAUUUAUCAGGGCAGCAGAGACAGACCCAGGAAUGGUACAUCUUGCAUUAGGAAGUGACUUAACAACAUUAGGCCUCAAUCUGAACUCUCCUGAAAAUCUUUACCCCAAAUUUGCAUCACCCUGGGCAUCUUCACCUUGUCGACCUCAAGACAUAGACUUCCAUGUUCCAUCUGAGUACUUAACGAACAUUCACAUUAGGGAUAAGCUGGCUGCAAUAAAACUUGGCCGAUACGGAGAAGAUCUUCUCUUCUAUCUCUAUUACAUGAAUGGAGGAGACGUAUUACAACUUUUAGCUGCAGUAGAGCUUUUUAACCGUGAUUGGAGAUACCACAAAGAAGAACGAGUAUGGAUUACCAGGGCACCAGGCAUGGAGCCAACAAUGAAAACCAAUACAUAUGAGAGGGGAACAUAUUACUUCUUUGACUGUCUUAACUGGAGGAAAGUAGCUAAGGAGUUUCAUCUGGAAUACGACAAAUUAGAAGAGCGGCCUCACCUGCCAUCCACCUUCAACUACAACCCUGCUCAGCAAGCCUUCUAAACAAAGACUUCCCUUUUCUUGGGGUAUGGCUGUCUCAGCACAAUACUCGACAUAACUGCAGAACUGAUGUGGCUCAGGCACCCUGGUUUUAAUUCCUUGAGGAUCUGGCAAUUGGCUUAUGCAAAGGGUCACCAUUUGAGGUCCUGCCUUACUAAUUAUGUGCUGCCCAACAACUAAAUUUAUACUUUGUUUUUCUCUAGUUCGAGCAGGGUCUGAAUUUUUUUCAUUUAUUUUCUUUUUUGCCAGCAGACAGACUUGGGUCUGUAAAGACAAGCAAGUACACUGACAGAAGUUUACCAUUUAGUUUCUAAAAUGUAAAAAAAAAACCCACAAAAGACUCCACAAAAUUAGACCACAAAAUUUGCAUUGUUCAUUGUAGCACUAUUGGUAAUAAAAUAACAAAUGUUUGUGCAUUUUUAUGUGAAGAUCCUUCUCGUAUUUCAUUUGGAAAGAUGAGCAAGGUCUGCUUCCUUCAUUUUACUUCCCCUUCUGUUUUUGAAAGGCAGUUUCGCCAAGCUUAACGCAAGAAUAUCUGACUGUUUAGAAGAACGAUAUUGCCACAAUCUCUGGAUGGUUUCCAGGGUUGUGUUAUUACUGAGCUUCAUCUUUCCAGAAUGAGCAAAACACUGUCCAGUCUUUGUUACGAUUUUGUAAUAAAUGUGUACAUUUUUUUUAAAUUUUUGGACAUCACAUGAAUAAAGGUAUGUAUGUACGAAUGUGUAUAUAUUAUAUAUAUGACAUCUAUUUUGGAAAAUGUUUGCCCUGCUGUACCUCAUUUUUAGGAGGUGUGCAUGGAUGCAAUAUAUGAAAAUGGGACAUUCUGGAACUGCUGGUCAGGGGACUUUGUCGCCCUGUGCACUAAAGGGCCAGAUUUUCAGCAGCCAAGGACAUCCAUACCCAAGUGAAUGUGAUGGGACUUAACGAAGUGAACUGAGACAAUUCACUCUGGCUGUUUGAACAGCAGCGUUUCAUAGGAAGAGAAAAAAAGAUCAAUCUUGUAUUUUCUGACCACAUAAAGGCUUCUUCUCUUUGUAAUAAAGUAGAAAAGCUCUCCUCA